Aspergillus clavatus NRRL 1 is the source of this 645-nucleotide messenger RNA. RefSeq lists its product as uncharacterized. The record is from RefSeq and is a predicted model, not a curated record. The transcript has 3 exons. NCBI's taxonomy places the organism in Eukaryota, Fungi, Ascomycota, Eurotiomycetes, Eurotiales, Aspergillaceae. Bases 1 to 645 code for a protein of 214 amino acids.
AUGUCUCGCCCAGCUCCAUCUGGCUCAAAGCCAGAGAAGACCAUGUCUUCCCGUUUACUGACUAUGAAGUUCAUGCAACGAGCUGCUGCCACUGCUGCAACAAAAGAAGCUUCGCAGCCUUCCUCCGCCGCAGGGUCUCCCAAACCAAUUUCGAAGCGACAGAGACUCUCGACUGAUGGUCUCUCCCCGAGUCCCGGUGCAACACCUUCUUCAGACUUGGAAGCUAUCUCCGCUGCGCUUGCGGCAGAGGAAGAAAAGCGCAGAGAAGCUCUUGCCAGACAAGCUGCUGAUGCCGGUGAAUCGGAAUGGGUGCUGGACUAUCCCGGGGCAGUAGAAACCGGCGAAGAAUACGCAGCAGAACCUCUUGUGAUUGCUGCAGACUCCCUGGAUGCCGACGACGACGAUUUGGUAAAUGGAGGUCGGCAGGCAUAUGGAAACUUCAAGCGCAAAAAUAGAACGGUUCAAUAUACCUCAACCAAUGACGGCGAUGCUGAAGAUCCUGAUCAAAUCGAUUCGAUGAUCAAGAAGGCGAAACAGGACGCCUCCCGACAGAAACCCGUACGACUGUCUCAACUCACCAGUAUAUCCGGAGGCCGUCAAAGUCUUGGUGGAGACAAAUCGCAGAAGAAGCGCAAGCACAAGUAG